AUGUCUGACUACGAGGAUGAAAUGGACGUGGAUACAUCAAAGGAUGUGCAAUUCGGUUCUGACAAUGCUACUGGGAAGAAGAGGACAGUGGCCGACCUACCUAUUGAGGCACUGGACAAUCUUCCAUGGGUCGAAAAAUACCGUCCCGAGAGCCUAGACGACGUCUCCGGUCACCAAGACAUCCUCGCAACCAUCAAUCGUUUUGUCGAAUCCAAUCGCCUCCCCCAUCUCCUUCUCUAUGGCCCGCCCGGAACCGGAAAGACUUCAACUGUUCUUGCGCUCGCGCGACGGAUAUACGGGACCAAAAACAUGCGGCAAAUGGUGUUGGAGUUGAAUGCAAGUGACGACCGUGGCAUUGACGUUGUCCGAGAACAGAUCAAGACCUUUGCCAGCACAAAACAAAUCUUCUCCAUGGCACCGCAAUCCGCCAGUGCGUCUCUUGCUGGCUUCAAAUUGAUCAUCUUAGAUGAAGCAGAUGCCAUGACAUCCACGGCGCAAAUGGCUCUCCGUCGCAUCAUGGAGCGCUACACAGCCAACACCCGAUUCUGUAUCAUUGCCAACUACACACACAAGCUCUCCCCCGCGUUGUUGUCGCGGUGUACGAGAUUCCGGUUUAGUCCUCUCAAGGAGGCCGAUAUCCGGUCCCUUGUGGAUACCGUUAUUGAGAAGGAGAAUAUCAAGAUUCAACAGGAGGCAGUGAAUAGCCUGGUAACCCUCAGCAGAGGAGAUAUGCGACGAGCGUUGAACGUCCUUCAAGCCUGUCAUGCAAGCAGUAAGCCACUUCCGAUGCGCAAUGCACCAAAUGCCCCCCUACCCGAACCAGAGACCAUCACAAAUACGACGAUUUACGACUGUAUUGCGGCACCUCAUCCAGCCGAUAUCCAAGAAAUCAUGUCUACCAUUCUCAAUACUAGCGAUGUAACGUCAUGCCUCAACACGGUCAACACCCUCAAGGACACCAAGGGUCUCGCCCUGGCGGAUAUCUUGUCGGCUCUAGCCGACCAAUUACAGCAACUUGAAGUGCCCGCUCAGACCCGGAUCACCUGGUUAGAGGGCCUCGCAGAGAUUGAAUGGAGACUAUCUGGGGGUGGAUCAGAGUCUAUUCAGACCGGUGGGCUAGUGGGUGUAGUACGCAAUGGGUGUGAAUUGAUGGGCGACAAGGGCGUUGCAAUGACCUGA
Penicillium odoratum is the source of this 1179-nucleotide messenger RNA. RefSeq names its product replication factor C subunit 3. Gene Ontology annotation, biological process: DNA repair; DNA-templated DNA replication. The transcript is spliced from 5 exons. The record is from RefSeq and is a predicted model, not a curated record. Lineage: Eukaryota; Fungi; Ascomycota; Eurotiomycetes; Eurotiales; Aspergillaceae. The coding region runs from base 1 to 1179 and encodes 392 amino acids. Gene Ontology annotation, molecular function: DNA clamp loader activity; ATP binding; ATP hydrolysis activity. Gene Ontology annotation, cellular component: Ctf18 RFC-like complex; DNA replication factor C complex; Rad17 RFC-like complex.